ACAACAGCAAGUUCAACAACAUGGACAACCGCAGGUUAUUACCCUUCAACAGCUGCAAAAUUUUGUACCCAUGUCGCAGCAGCAGCAUGAUCAACAGAGACCUCAAACUAUUUCAGUACAAACAUUACCCCAGCAAUUUUUACAAGGUGCUCAGUUGAUAAGUAAUCAGGCAGCUCUACAGCAGCAGCAACAACAGCAGCAACAUGGUCAACAAGUUCAAGGACAAGGUCAACAGCAGCCUCAGCAACAGCAAUUGAGUUACAGUGUAAUACCACAAAUGCAGACAGUCAAUAUUGAUGGCCAGGAUGCACUUUUUAUUCCGUCUUCACCGAUGACCUCCAUGGCUACUCACCAUCAGUCGUCACCGACAAUGCAAUUCACAACAGCUAGUGGGCAACAGGUCCAACUAGCAUCUUCUCAAGUUCAAUUGGCAAAUGGUCAAACAAUAAUUACACCCCAGCCUGUCAGCUUAAUCCGAGCACCUAAUGUUUUUCCAACUUCCAUUAUACAAAAUAUCGGAGGUCAAACAGUACAACUACCUACAGAUUCCAAGGCAACCGUGGAUGUUUCAGGACAAAGUGUUCAAGUGAGGCCGCUUCAAUUUCCACUUCAGCAUGUCCAACAAACUGUACCUGUUCAAAUACCUGUUACCACGAAUAAUGGACAAACGAUUUAUCAGACGGUACAUUUUCCAAUUCAAGCUCUGUCUAAUGUUUUUAAUAUGGGUCCACAGAUGAUGCCCCAAAUAACGCAGCAGAUUCCACAGAUGGCACAAAUAAUAACGCCCAAUGGUCAAAUUCAACAAGUUCAAAUAGCAAAUUUAUCCCAGCUUCAAAAUCUCCAAGGUCAGCAGGUUGCCGCGCAAGUUGCUCAACAAGUAGCUCAGCAGCAAGCUCAGCAACAAGUCGUACAGCAAGUCACUGCCCAGCAUCAAACCCAACAACAAGUUGUCCAACAACAGCAACAACAACAACAACAACAAGUAGCAGCAGCCCAAGCUCAAGCUCAAGCUCAGCAACAAGCACAGCACCAGCAAGUUCAACAAGUCGUUCAGCAGGUGAUGCAACAACAGCAACAACACCAACAAGCGCAACAACAAGCCCAACAGCAACAGCAGCAGCAAGUUCAGAAUCAACAGGCUGCUGCUUCAACACCAACGUCUAGCACCAGUUGGUCAACGUCCGUGUCGACUCCUGGCAAUGUUCAAGUAGUAGGUAUUGGCCAACUUGGAAGACCAAAUUCCAAUGUGAUAACAACAAAAGACGGCCAAAAAAUAGAACUGUCUACUCUGACAAGACCUGCUGACGGCAUUGAAAAUGAAUUAAAAUUAACGAGCUUAGAUGCAAGUCAAUUGGCUGCUGGUCAAGUUAUUCAUAUACCUGCCGCACAAGCUGGACAGCAGACAAUUCAACCUAUUACAAUAACAGGCGCGCAAGGCCAGCAACUUACUCUCAUAUCAGCUUCUGCGUUAACGAAUUUAGCUUCUCCCCAGGGAGGAAUGAUGCGAAGCAUAAACGUUGGAAAUGGAGGAUUAAUGCAAAUCCAAUCUGGUGGUGUUAAUACACCCAAUGGAUUUCUUCAAUCGAUACCUUUACAAAAUAUUCCCGGGCUGAGCAAUGUCCAAGUGAUCCCAGCAAGUGCUUUACAGCCUGCUACUGUCCAAACACUGCCAACCGGUGCUGGAGGUACUCCAAUUGUUACUGGACAAACAGUUCAUCUGGACUCCAGUGAUCCUACGAAAUGGCAAAUACUUCAAACAAUACAAACCAAUGGUACAAUAGCUCCAGCUACUCCAGCUCCACAACCGCAGCAGCAGCAGCAACAAAAUACCACGACAAUAAAUACCACGGGGGAAGGUGAGCCUAAGCAGCAUCGACGACGUGUUGCCUGUAAUUGUCCCAAUUGUAGUGACGGUGACAGGACACGUGAUAUAACGCAUAAGCGACAACAUAUUUGUCAUAUUGCGGGUUGUAAUAAAGUUUAUGGAAAGACGAGUCACUUGAGAGCUCAUCUGCGAUGGCAUACUGGAGAACGACCUUUUGUUUGUAGUUGGGUAUUCUGUGGGAAAAAAUUCACCAGAUCGGAUGAAUUGCAAAGGCAUAGAAGAACUCACACGGGUGAAAAAAGGUUCCAGUGUCCUGAGUGUACGAAGAAGUUUAUGCGUUCAGAUCAUCUAACGAAGCACAUAAAAACGCAUACUAAAAUACGAAGCACCGAAGCUGCUACAUCCACGCAAGAAGGCUCAUCAGAUAGUCAAUCUUCAAGCGAAGAUAAAAUUAUAAUAGCGCUUCACAAAGAGACUGACCAAGCGGAUAUUAUACUACCUGGAACUAUCGAGGGCUUGCAGAGUGAAACACCGACGCAUGUAACGAAUGAAUGA
Messenger RNA from Cotesia congregata, 2380 nucleotides. NCBI's taxonomy places the organism in Eukaryota, Metazoa, Arthropoda, Insecta, Hymenoptera, Braconidae. The record is from the annotation of a GenBank genome assembly.